Alternaria atra is the source of this 2085-nucleotide messenger RNA. RefSeq lists its product as uncharacterized. The transcript has 3 exons. NCBI's taxonomy places the organism in Eukaryota, Fungi, Ascomycota, Dothideomycetes, Pleosporales, Pleosporaceae. The record is from RefSeq and is a predicted model, not a curated record. Bases 1 to 2085 code for a protein of 694 amino acids. Gene Ontology annotation, molecular function: protein binding.
AUGGCCGUCGAUGACUUUCUGAGCAGAGAUACGGAUACAUUUGUGUUGGCUCAGAAGGCUUACUACCCUACCAAGAUCCCUAUCGCACACUAUCAAUUGCGGCAUUUCAUCUCCUGCCCUGAGCCAGAUCUCCUCUACUAUGCGAGCGGCGGGGCCGUCUACUGCCUCAAUGCGGCUACACGAACACAGGCACACGUCACCACACUACCCUGGGAAGCGCGCUGCACUGCCUCUGGCUACGGCUAUGUCUGCGUGGGUGGGGAAGAACAUGGCAACUUCGCGGCCAUCAAGGUGACCGGCUUUCCUCCAACAGACCCGUCCCAGGUCGACGCCUCUUUGCCCUUGGAUUUCGAACACCGCCUGCCUCGACCGCCCCUGCUAGGCGCUGCAUCGCGCGUACGUCUCGAGAAGAUCGGAACCGAUAUCGUCAACUCCAUAUCCAUACACAAACUGCCGGCUGAGGGCGACGGUCAAGAUGAAGUCGUCGCAGUCCUCACCAACAACGACAAGACGGUGCGCGUCUAUUCGUUGACUCAAAAUCUGGAGCUGGCGGUGCUUGACUUGCCCUUCGCAAUGAACCAUGCUGCCAUCUCGCCCGACGGCCAAAUGUUGGUGGCUGUCGGUGACGCCCCUGUCGGUUAUUUCUUCGAGCGCACAAAGUCGCGGAGGCCUAGCAAUAAGACAAACGAAGAGCACAUACAGUCAACACCUCCAGCAUGGGAAUUACUCAAGCAAGUGACUCUCUACCGACCCGCCCAUUCACAUGCAGAUGGCUAUUUCACUACAGCUUGGUCACCAUCGGGACGUCUUUGUGCAGUCGGCUCUGAAUGCGGCUAUAUUACUGUUUUCGAUGUCGAACUGUUGAAGGUUGUUGAGUAUGGUGAAGAUGCAAUCCUACAGUUGAUAAGUUCCACUAGACCAGACAGCCGAACUGGGCCCGGCGCUGUACGGACGAUGCACUUUUCGCCAGCACCAUGGGACUUCCUCGUUUGGAGCGAAGACCAAGGGAGAGUAUGUAUCGCUGACUUGCGAGCUGGUCUUAAGGUUAAACAAACCCUGACACUGGAUCCGAAAGAAGAGGGUCUCGAGACGGUCGAAAUAGCCGACUUCGACGUCAAUCUUAGCCCAGAAAUGCACGAACUUCGCAGAGAAGCAGAUUUCAUCCGAAGAUAUCGACGCGCUUUAGACUCGGAGGGAAAUACCGCGGCCAUAAAUGCUGCGAACGAGUACUUUGAAGCAGACUCUGAGCGACAGAGACUCCAUCGGCGACUAGGUGUCGUGGAAUCGGACAAUGAUCCACUUGGCUUAACGGCGCGCGAAAGGCAAGUACUCAGUGCUUUACGGACAAGUCAUAGACAACGUGAAGAGGCCCGCGAGCAAGAGAUAAUACCCCGAAGUAUCAACUACACAACUUCUGAGCAACUCAACACUGUACCGGAGCCCACUGCCCGAGAGGUAGCUGAUGCGAUGGCUCGCUUCAUGGCAGAGAGGACGGGGCAGGCUCACUCACGUAACUGGCUUCAAGAGCGCACAACUCCUCACCGUCGCGCUUCAGUCAUUGUCUCAAUAAACGAAGGCACUGUUAAUGCACCUGCCACCCUCACCAAUAUCACUGACACUGCUCUCACCCGUUCACCAAACACCGUGCCGGCACACGCACGCCGCGUGACCAAUGAGAUAGUCGCUUCGACAGAUGAAGCAUGGCGUACCGUUGAAGAGGCACUUGCUGCUGAGCAACAACGCGCUACAACCCGCAGCACUACUGCACAUGCGGCUGGCACUGACAGCAACCCUACUGCACCCGAACUCCGCAGUGAGCUUCGUCGUAUCCGUCAAUUGACGCAGGCGCGUGAACGACUGCGCAUCACUCGUGCUGGCCAGCCCAUCCUUGAAACGUAUGAAUUUAGCCUGGGCCUUCGCGGAUCGAGCCGCACAACACAUGAUGCAAGACUAGGUGUACGGACAGCGGGACUGGCCAUGAGCCAGGACGGACGGACUCUAUACUGUGGAACGGAGGAAGGCAUCUUCGAGUUCAAAAUGAACCUCCAUGUCAGGAAGUCGUUUCCUGCAAUCAAUCCCCGAUAA